AUGUCGCCGGCAAGGUCCUCCCGGGCCAUCGUCUCCUUGGCCUUGGGACCGAGGAGAUGGCGCAGCGAGGCUGCUUGCUUCAGCGGCGGCGAGGUUCCCUGUCUGCCUGACGAGUUGAUUUAUGACGACGCCAACAUCAUCUAUACGCCCGAGUUCUACCAGACGCAUGAGGAGAUAGCCCUCCUACAGAGGUACGGCAGCGAGAUAGCCAAAGACCAAAUAGCGGAGGGUGCGGUCCUUAUUAAUAUAGGCGCCGGCGACCUAAACAAGGCGAACUAUCUUCUUGAGGAGCUACGCCGGCGCGGACGUAAGGUAACCUACCUGGCCCUCGACAUCUCCAAGCGCUCCCUCACCACCAACCUCUGCGACUAUGCUCCGGGUGACAAGGGCGUCAGCGUCUAUAUGGCCGGUCUCUGGGGCGACUUCCGCGCCGGCGUCGCCUUCGCCGCGACCGUCACGCAAAAGCCGCGCGUCUUCCUCUCUCUCGGGUCUGUCCUCUUCAACGACCCCUGGCAGAAAGCCGUGGGCUCGCUGCGCGACCUCAUCCUCGCCGGCAUGGACGGCCACGACGUGCACUCGUCCAAGGUCUGGGCAGCCUACCACAGCCGCCCAGACCUGUUUGAGGAGUUCUUCCACAACGGUUUCCUACACGCCAACAAACUACUCGGAGAGGACGUCUUCCACCCUGGCGACUGGGACAUACGGGCGGAGAUCGAGACGGAGGAGAAGCGCCACCGGUUCUUCCUCCAGGCGAGGCGCGACAUCGUGUCCGAGGUCGAGGGGAGGAUUAAGAAGAAAGGACUGGCGAUCGACUGGUUUGACGCGGAUAAGCGGUCUGAAGAGGACGUGCGUAGUAUGUGUGCCGAGGCCGGUCUGGAGGUCGUUCAGUUGUGGGCUUGUAAAGACUCCGACAUGCGACAGUACCUGAUCGGUCCAGGAGCCUGA
Colletotrichum higginsianum IMI 349063 is the source of this 945-nucleotide messenger RNA. RefSeq names its product Duf323 domain-containing protein. Lineage: Eukaryota; Fungi; Ascomycota; Sordariomycetes; Glomerellales; Glomerellaceae. The record is from RefSeq and is a predicted model, not a curated record. The transcript is spliced from 5 exons. Bases 1 to 945 code for a protein of 314 amino acids. Gene Ontology annotation, molecular function: methyltransferase activity.